AUGUUCUCGCCCUUUGCUUUCCAAGCGAUCAGAAACGGUGUAGCGCGGUUCGAUUUGAGGAAACCUGCCGCUGUUCAAAAUGACAACAGCAUAGACAGCUCGAACACCUUCGAGUCCCAGGCAUCUGCAAACCAGCAAGUCUGUGCACCUCCAGCAGACGACCCGGCCGAGCACAAUGACAGUCGUUUUAUCUUGAACGUCUCAAUGGCACAAAAGUACUGCGACGACGAUGAAGAAAAUUCCAGCGUGUUUACGUUGGACGAGCUUGAAGGGUGGGCUGCACUUCGGAAGGAGUAUCAACACGACAGAUUCAAGCAGAUCACUCCUCACUUCCAACAAGUGCCAGAAAUUCUGAAUCUACUUCAGGCCCUGAUAGCUGGUCAUCGGCCAUCCUAG
Messenger RNA from Aureobasidium namibiae CBS 147.97, 396 nucleotides. RefSeq lists its product as uncharacterized. Lineage: Eukaryota; Fungi; Ascomycota; Dothideomycetes; Dothideales; Saccotheciaceae. The transcript is spliced from 2 exons. Bases 1 to 396 code for a protein of 131 amino acids. The record is from RefSeq and is a predicted model, not a curated record.